ACGCUUGUAUAAUGAUUUAGAGGAAAAGAAAAAUUAUAGAAUAAUAAUUAUUUAAAAAAAAAUUAAUAAUUAAAAUUCUGUAUAAUAGUGAAAGUGUUAAAUAGUUAAAAUUGCAUACAUUUUUAUAUGUGGAUUUAUAAAAAAAUUCAUUAUUUAUCUUUACUGUUACCAAUAAUUCAAAAAGUGUUAUGAAAAAUAUACAAAAUUAAACAAGAAAAUUGUUUUGAAAAGUGUUAUGCAAAAAUAUUUUUCAUAUAUUAAGUUCGCUUGAAACCACCAGCAACUAACUCUCACUAUACUGUCAAAAGACUCCCCUACGAAAAUAACAACAAUAAUUACAAAUAGACUACCCAAUUGUUAAUAAAUAGUCGUCUACCCCACCAGCAAACAAUUCUGUUGUUGUACCAAUUUCAACGCCCCCGAAAACUACAUUCAUAAAAAAGAACAACAACAUAUUCAUCCUGUCUCUUUACUACGGCCUACAUACUAAGUAACUGUCGUCUGAGUUGUUCGUGAGUUCGUUGUUUUCGUGUUUUCAUUAAUUUUAGUACCAAUUUUCUUUUGCUCUCUUUUAAUAUGCACGUAAAACAGUGAGAGUAUUUUUUUUGUCCUCGCAAAAAUCGUUUAACAGGUUUUUUGUUGUUUUUCCAAUUUUAACUUUUAUACAAUGCGAUAUGUUCUAAAAAAAGUGAAAGUGUUCACAGUGUCAACAAAAUAAAUAAACAAACAUCAAAAAAAAAAACUAUAAAGAAAAAGUCCUUGUUUAAAAAGAAACAACAAUUUUGAAAUAUAAAUUUAAUACAAAUUUAAUAGAAUGUAUAUUAUAUAAACAACUCACACGUAUUAAUAUUUGAAACAACACACACAAAACUACUUAUGUGCUCCAUCAACUGCUUCCAUUUAUUGUUUGCGUUUUUUUUUUUGCAGUAACAACUGCUGAUGCUGUUAUAUAAGCUUCCAUUUAAUGUGCGUUGUGUACCAUUAAAGGAGAACAAACCCACUUAAUUAAAUAAAUAAAGUAUUUAAUUCCAUAUGUGUAUCAGUGGCUUUAAGAAGUUGUAAUUGAGUAAAUCAAAAGGAGUUUAUUUUGGAUAUAAACAUGUUUUAAGAAUAUAAUUAAAGAGAUAAUCACAAUGGAUGUCUUAAAAUAAAAAGCAUCUUUUAAACUUUAUAAUAAAACAAUAAAAACCUAUCACAGAAUAAUAAAUGCACCUGUCUAGAUGUAACAGCACUUGAAAAAUAUUUAAGAAAACUGUAAGCACCAUCACAAUUAAUCGAUAGAUUAAGCACUCAGAAAAAAAAAGAAAUAUCGCACAUAACACAUAUAUAGAAAUAAAACCGCCCCAGUCAUAAUAGAAAAACGAAAAAAAUAUUGCUUAACUUAUUUUUAAAUCCUUCAUAAUAUUACGAAAAAAAACUGAAACGAAAAUUCAUUAUCAACACAAACAACAACCACAACAAAAAUGGCAAAUACAGCACAGUUAUUAAGACGACAAAGCUCCAGGGAUAUUAUAUUAAAAACACAAAAGAGUCUUGAUCAACAUGAAUUAAGAGAGUUACGUGGCCGUCUAGUAUCACAACAUAGUACAACAAGCAUAGGUAGUGGAUCGCGUAGUCAUCAUCAUGGUCCUCAUCAUCAUCACACCCCCAUGUAUGGGGCAACAAAUCAAGCAUUUAUGUCAGAUGCCUUCGAUGAAUCAUCAGAAUUGGAAGAAACAGAAGCGCAGAGUAGUAGUAAAGCCGUUGCUGAAUUGGUGGCUGCCAUCGAAAGUGCACCAGUUGAUAUUGUGGAGGGCGAAAAGGAGGGGGAGGAACGUGAAAGUUGGGAUAGUAAAAUAAUGUUUUUACUAGCGACAAUAGGUUAUGCCGUUGGCCUUGGAAAUGUUUGGCGUUUUCCCUACUUAGCCCAGAAGAAUGGUGGUGGAGCAUUCUUAGUGCCCUACUUUAUAAUGUUGUGUAUACAGGGUAUACCAAUAUUUUAUCUAGAAUUGGCUAUAGGCCAACGUUUACGUAAGGGAGCGAUUGGUGUAUGGAGUCAAGUAUCACCGUAUUUGGGUGGCAUUGGCCUAUCGUCGGCCGUCGUCAGUUAUAUUGUUGCAUUGUAUUAUAAUACAAUUAUAGCAUGGUGCCUAAUUUACUUGUUGCAUAGUUUUGAAUCCCCACUGCCUUGGGCAGAUUGUCCAACACGUCUCUAUGCCAAUUAUACGUAUGAUCAUGAACCCGAAUGUGUGGCCUCAUCACCCACACAAUACUAUUGGUAUCGCACUACUUUACAAUGUUCGGAAAGUGUCAAUGAACCGGAAAACUUCAAUUAUCAUAUGGGUAUAGCAUUGAUUGUAUCAUGGUUUCUUGUUUAUAUUUGUAUGGUGCAGGGUAUAACAUCAUCGGGUAAAAUUGUCUAUAUGACAGCAAUAUUUCCAUAUGUUGUUUUGAUUAUAUUCUUCUUUCGUGGCAUCACAUUGAAGGGUGCCUCUGAUGGUGUCGCUCAUUUGUUCACACCUCGUUGGGAAACUUUAUUAGAUCCUGUUGUUUGGCUCGAAGCGGGUACGCAAAUUUUCUUUUCUUUGGGUUUAGCUUUUGGUGGUCUUAUCGCCUUUAGCUCUUAUAAUCCAGCUAAUAAUAAUUGUUAUCGUGAUGCCAUAUUGGUGUCUCUGACCAAUUGUGGUACAUCUAUGUUUGCUGGUGUUGUGGUUUUCUCCGUAAUUGGCUUUAAAGCUACGGCGACAUUUGAUCGUUGCACUGAGGAUAGAAAUCAUUUGAUCUCAUUAAAUAAGACAACAAAUUUACCGGUGUGUGAUUUGGAAAAGGAAUUAGCAAAUAGUGCAUCUGGUACCGGCUUGGCAUUUAUUAUCUUCACAGAAGCUAUUAAUCAAUUUCCGGGUGCACAGCUAUGGGCAGUUCUAUUCUUCUUAAUGCUGUUUACACUGGGUAUCGAUUCACAAUUUGGUACAUUAGAAGGCGUUGUAACAUCUUUAGUAGACAUGAAACUAUUUCCAAAUUUACCCAAAGAAUGGAUAAUUGGGGCUUUAUGUUUUUCCUGCUGUUUAAUAUCCAUGUCAUUCGCUAAUGGAGCGGGUAGUUAUAUAUUUCAAUUAAUGGACAGUUUUGCGGGAAAUUUUCCUUUAUUGAUUAUUGCUUUAUUUGAAUGUUUAUCAAUUAGUUAUAUUUAUGGAAUAAGAAGAUUUUCCGAUGAUAUAGAAAUGAUGACCGGUUCACGUCCUGGUUUAUAUUGGAUGUUUUGUUGGAAAUAUUUAUCACCUUGUGCCAUGAUUACCAUUUUAACAGCAUCAUUUUAUCAAUUGUUAACUGAAGGCAGUAGUUAUCCCGCUUGGAUAGCAGCCAAAGGCAUGACCGAGAAAAUGGAAUGGCCUCAUUGGUGUAUAGUUAUAGCUUUUAUAUUGAUAUUAUCUUCAAUAUUAUGGAUACCUAUUGUAGCUAUACUAAGAUUAUUCGGAAUUAAAGUGGUGGAAGACUCUGAUCCCGCUUGGUUCCCCGAGGCUGAACUCAAAGAAGUACAUGGCAUUGUGCCACAUGAACCUACUGACAUUGAAAGGACAAUAUUUUGUUUCAAUAUGGAUGGAACUGAGGGCAUGUGUUGUCCGAAAUAUGGUUUACCCGAGAAAUCUCUAGAGGAAGAAGAUGAAGAGUAAUUGCAAAAGUAAGUGUUCGAUUUUUAAUUAAAUGACAACAACAAUUACCUUAGUUAACUUUAAGUUAAACAAUAGUUUAUAAAACGAAUCUACUUAAAUAUAACAUUAUAGGCAAUAUUCGGGAAAGCAUAACAAAUUUAUAGAGACAUUACCAAACCCAUGCAUAUUUUAAUUUUAUAUACAUAUAUAUAAAAAAAGGAAAUCUCUGUAAAUACUCCUAAAACUUAAUACAACAUAUUACAUGAUGAUUGUUCUGUUAUACAUAUAUUUAUGAUAUGUAUGUAAUUAUACUAUUUAUAUUUAUUAUAUAAACUUUAUAACACUGUAUAACAGUUCCAAAUAUGAUUUAUGUUUAGAAAAAGCGAAAUAUUCCCAACAAAAAUAACAUCGCCACCGAUUUUAUUAAGUUUGUUUUUUACAAAUGUUGCAGGUAUUUUGAACUUGCUAUUGAGAGUUACUAGAUCCUUAGGUUUUCUUGUUUAUACCCAAACGUAUAGACUAUAAACCAGACUAUAGACUAGACUACACAGAGGGAAAAAUAAACAUACACUCCUGGUAUAUAAUAUAACAUUUAGAUUGCGACAACGAAUUGUUGAAAUUUAACAACGUUGUGUUGUCAAUAAUACAUAAUGUUGCGUGCGUACGUAUUUAUAUAUUUGACAACGGAUGUUAUUAAAAAAAUUGGUGUAGAUUUGUAUAUAUUUUUUUCCUCUGUGUAUAGACUAGA
Molecule: messenger RNA, 4377 nt
Organism: Lucilia cuprina (Australian sheep blowfly)
Lineage: Eukaryota; Metazoa; Arthropoda; Insecta; Diptera; Calliphoridae
Product: sodium-dependent neutral amino acid transporter B(0)AT3
Exons: 10
Coding region: 1464-3650 (728 amino acids)
Biological process (GO): sodium ion transmembrane transport
Cellular component (GO): membrane
Source: RefSeq, a predicted model, not a curated record